AAUGUUGGGCUAAUAAGCCCAUAAGUGUAGGCUUUAACGGCCCAUUAAAACUCCGCCUCUCUCCCACUCUCUUUCUCGUAAUCGCUGUCACUUUCCACCGAGCUCGAAGCUCAAAAAUCAUGGCGUCUCUGUCGUGUCUCUCGAUUUGCGGACUUUCAUCUUCCGCCUCUUUCUCCCCCAAGCCCCGACUAGUCUCUUCUCCUCCGUCACCGCUUCCUCUAACCUAUCCCUUACGAAACCCUAAGAAGCUAUGUAGGAAGAAGAUUAAGAGAGUAAUUUGCAGAGCUGAGUUUUCACAAGACGCGCCACUCGUAACCGCCAUUGGUGCGUGUAUCCUCAGUUCAUUUGUUUUUCCGGCGGCGAAACGAGUCAACGAUGAGGAAGAAGAAGAAGAAGAAGAGAACUCAGCAAUUGUGUCAACAGAUAUGAGAUUAGCCGCCAUGGGAAUCAUUAGCUUCAUACCUUACUUCAAUUGGCUGAGUUGGGUCUUUGCUUGGCUUGACACUGGAAAAUCUCGUUAUGCUGUUUAUGCUCUUGUUUAUCUUCUUCCUUAUUUGAGUUCGAAUCUGUCUAUUUCUCCAGAAGAGAGCUGGUUACCAAUUUCAAGCAUUGUCUUGGGCAUUAUUCAUGUUCAGCUUGAAGCAAGCAUUGCAAAUGGUGAUGUUGAGACACUUUCAUUCUUCAGAAACACUUCUGAUGAAGAUUUUUCAUCUAAGAAACGAAUCCACUUUGACAAACAUUCCAAGGAGAAAGACACUGACACUGAAAGUUAAUUGCCCCAAAAACUAAAGUGAAAAAAUGAAUAUUUGUAACCAAACCUUAGCUAGUAGUUUUGUUAAUUUUUAAUUUCCUCAAUAUUUCAAAUUUAUAAAGUUUAAAAUUUCUUAUAGACGACCACAACAAUUCAAACCCUUUUACCACAUUUGGAUUUUUUAUCCACCUCAAUGUAUUUCUCUUUA
This is a messenger RNA of Arabidopsis lyrata subsp. lyrata, 959 nucleotides long. RefSeq lists its product as uncharacterized. Lineage: Eukaryota; Viridiplantae; Streptophyta; Magnoliopsida; Brassicales; Brassicaceae. The transcript has 6 exons. The coding region runs from base 120 to 773 and encodes 217 amino acids. The record is from RefSeq and is a predicted model, not a curated record.